AUGAGGGGAGAAAAGGCUAUCAAGGCUUCAAGAAAGUUUAUUUCAUCAUAUAAUCUGCUCAUGAGAUUGUUUCUACUUAUAGAAAUACGUGGGAUAAGUCCUUUAGCUUCGAGCUUCAGUUUACUAAAUUUCUUCCUUUCAUGUUUUGGUGAAGGUAAAGCGACUGAUCUCAAAUCGUCAGCAGAUGGUUUUAAGCUCGAUACAGAAAUGGGUUGGGAAUUUCUAGACGUGAAUUAA
Messenger RNA from Clunio marinus, 237 nucleotides. The record is from the annotation of a GenBank genome assembly. Lineage: Eukaryota; Metazoa; Arthropoda; Insecta; Diptera; Chironomidae.